CUAAUAAUUACUUUAUUUUCUGUCUAGCUCACAAUAUAUGCCUGUUGCCAAAUGCGAUAUUUUUGUUUCCCAAGUAGCGGCACUCUUAAUCUUGUCGCAGUCAGUCGGCGUUCCUGGAUUCGGUCUCCGCAUCGGCGUGCCGCUUCGACGCCGAAACGCCACCGCGCGACCGGUUUUACAAAAAUAUCCGAUUUUCCAAGUGCCUGCCGGUUACCACUCGACAAUCGCGACCACUCCUCCGGUUGCCCGACAUAUGUCAGGGAUCACGUUUCGGAAAAAACUCCGCGUAAGUUAGUGAUAGUGUCGUCGGCGUCAUAUUAGUGACUGUGAUACCCUUACCAGUAGCAAGAGACUAUAAAAUAUCCUAGUGUCCAAUGUAAGAAGCAAAAGCUUGGAAAUGUUUGCAGCAGUAACCUGAAGAAAAACCUAUGGUCAAAUGCCAAAGCCUCCUCAAUUCAUUAGAAGAUCCAAGGAGCUUGCUUCAAGCUGUGCUUGUGAUAUUUCGAAAAAGCUCGGUGGAAAUCAGUGACUAUUACUAGUAUCUACAGCCUCCCUCAGGAGACUAUAAAGUGCCUGGAAUCCAAUUCAAGAAGCAAGAACAUCAGUCAUCUUUUGCAACAGUAUCCUCAACUUUGACGAAGAAGUUCAUCAGAUUACCAAAUUGAUACGCCUCAAAACUGUUCUAGUUAAAAUACCACGCAGGGCUAGAUCUGGGACAUAACACAAGCAAUAAAUGCACCAGGUCAUCUUCAACUUGUAUCUCUGUAAGCUUGAUGCCAGAAUCAAAACUUGGUUCACCAGAUUCCCAGAUUCUCAAAUUCAAUUUCAGCUGGCAGUGGAAAAAGUCUUGGACCAGAUUGGUGACUGUGAAAAAUGGUUCUCAACGCAUUGUGUGGUCAAAAGUAGCAUUAAAGGCCCAUACAGGAUUAGAACCGAGGUUUGGUCCAAGAAGUAAAAGCUGCAGUCAGCUUUGAAGCAAAAUCUGUGAUCAAACUCAGCACCAAAGUCCUUGGUUUAGACUCAACAAUAACAAGUCAGAUCCAGGGACUACUCUCCAAUAGCUUUGAACAACUGUGGUAGUGCUCACGUUUAAAAAAACUCGGUUGGAGUUAGUGAUAGUGUAACGUGCCUCUUGGUAUAACUGUGAGACAGAAAGUGGUGCCUGUUAUCGCUAUGUAUCAUAAAGUACUCUUGUGGAAUCCCACUUGAGAAAUAAAAGCUCCAAACAAGCUGUGAAGACUGCUAAAACCUAGUGCCAAACUUUUAGUUGAUGAAAAACUAUAAACGUUCGUCCAAGUAACACCCUCAAGAAAAUUCAAGAUUUGUCUUCGAAGAAGCGUGCGUUCUACCCAUCGCUUUAACAGAUUUUUGGAGUCUGCUAUCCCAACAAGGAGCUAAAAUCGCUAUAAAGUAUCAUAGAGGAUCAAUGUGAACGUUAGCACCCAAACCAAAUUAAAAAAGCUCCAAUAAACAACUCUCUCACAAGUUUUAUAUUCUUCAAGCAUCUGUCAUCAUACAACUACAUGGUGCCAGCUGUGGGAAGGUGAUUCUUUUGGAGAAAAUAAUACUUUACAACAGGUCUUGUGGACACCCAAAACACACUCUUCACGAAGAGCUCAGACUGAAGCUGGUGACACUUGAAACGGGAUAUAUCAUCAACUGACUUCUUGGCCAGAACCUACUAUAGUCAUCAAGACAUUAAAGAACUAUAUACAGCUUGAACAAGUUUUAGUAGCAACAAAUUUCCUUGAAGAAGUGCAUCAGACAGUGAACAAUUGUCAAAGAUCUAAAGGCCACGUCCAAAACAAGCACACCAACUUUUUAACCUCAAAGCUUCUUACUUCAGUGUCCAAUGACAGCACUCAAAAAAUGUCUCACCGAAGACCCAUCAAAAUUCCGCUCGCAUGAGUGCUCGUCAUUUUAUACUCAGUUAUACAUUUCGUGAUCAGAACUAUGAGGCACCUGUGACAUAAUGGCGGAUCGCAAGUUAAAGAACAUCGGAAGAAGCGCUAGCACCGAGUCCACGGAAUACUCAGUAACUAUGGGAAAGUCGAUACGAAGGAAGAAGGCUAAACCAAAAGAACGAUGGCUACUGACGAGGAAAACCUGGAGGUACAUGGCCGAUGCCGGAAGGAAACUUAUACCUGACGGGGCUCAGAAUCGCUUAGAAGACGUGCCUAAGAUAGAAGCUUACUUUCAAGAAGUGUGUAAGAAGGAGACUAAGUUCCUGCUUUGGAGGAAAAAUUCCUAUCCUGGAGCGAUAGGCUUCAGGAAGAAGAAACGAGUUUCCAGAAAGGGCAACAGUUGUCGGAAGGCUGUAUCAGCAGACGAAGUCAGCCUAGACAGACCUGAGAGACCCACACAUCUAGAGAUCCUUCCUACAACUGCAGGAAAGUUCGACUUGAGAGAAGAAGCUGGAUCCACAGCAAGCACAACAUUUUCCGAUGCCGAAGUAGAGAAUGAUCAACAACUAGCUGAUAUCUUAGGAGAAUACUUGAAGCUUGAAGAUACGGGCGCUAAGCAGCAACAGUCUCCAUAUAGACCAGAUUUUAGUUACGAGGACCUUGUAGACAGGCUGCAAAGACAUUUGAACGUCUACGGAAGCAACAGGAGUCCUGGAGGUUAUCAGGAUCACACCUCAGCCCCUCAUGCUCACCAGCAUGUCCAUUUCCAAGGAGAUUAUCACCAAAGGUCGUUAUUGGACACGCUCAGUAGGUACUAUGGACAAUCUGGAAAUAGAGACAGGAUCAUCUCUGACCUCUUAACAGACAGGAAGGCUUUGGAGAAGUUGUACUUCGACCUAAGGAAGACCAAGGGUUUCAGGGGUAGUAGAGGAGGUACUGGGUAUACAACAAGCUUCGCGUACGGACCUCAAAGAAAAAAUUACCCUGCAAGUCCUCCUCACUCUAUCUUGAAAGGAAGUCCUUCAGCUUCCGUCUCACCUCCAAUGAUCGAAGUGCAACGGGUUAGUAGCGAGCCUAAGUACCAUAACUGGGCGACUCAAACUUUGCCUAUACCAGAACACGUUCUGGUGAAGGUCGAAGAAGAAUUCAGGAAAAAAGAAAAGGAGAGACGUGAAGAAGAGGCGCAAAGGGAUCAUAAAACCGGUAGAAGGAAGAGUAGUAUAGACAACGACGACGUUUCUCAGUCCGUGAGCGACACCAUCAAGAGGUACCUGAGGAUGGCGCGGAAGAAAAGCGUGGACAUUGACAAGGCGGAUAGAUUCAAACGCGUGAACUACGACAGAAACUUGAGGAAUAUAAAGGCGAAGGGUGAGAUAACGAAACCGGGCGACGACGACGGACUGAACAAGGGUUGUCAAACGAACGACGAUUGGAUUUUGACGUAUCGCAGCCUCCGGUUCGCGGAACAGUACGAAGUGUCGGACGUGGAAAGCAGCCGCGUGUCGAGUUCGAGGAGUAGCGUGGACUUCGGUGCGGGGGAACCGUCCCCCGUUUCGCCCCCGUCGAAGGGCGGUUUCUUCAGCCACUUGCUGCACGGCAAAGACAAAAGUGACGUAACCGAUAAAUGUUCCGCAGGUGGUUCCGGGCAAGGGGCGGGUGUCAUGCAGAAGAGCAAGUCUUCGUCCAGCGUGGUGCACCACGGCGGUAGGUUGAUGGCCAAGAAGAUCUUCAAGUCGAGGUCGAAGAGCCAGACUAGGGUGGCGCCGCCGCCGUUCAACUGGACGCCGCAAGGAGGCUGUGUUUGGACCAAUGUGACAGGAAGGCAAGUGAUAUUAAAUGAUAGCUCCCUGUUGAAUCUGACUGACGUGGAGCGAAAAGUAUUGCAGAAAGUGGCCAUUGCGAAAUUGCAGGCACUCAACCUCGGUGUUGCCAUCAAAAUUCCAAGUGUGCAGCGCUCGGAGAGGAGGCAGUUGUUAGUAGACAGCACGAAUCAAACAAUGAGUGCAAGACAAACAUUUAAGUUGCCGACGUUGUGGGAGGGGAUGGCGGUGGCGGUUAUACGCCCAUUCAACAGAAUACAUCCUGAAGAAGAAAAUUGGGACGACCCAUGGCCCAGAACGCAUAUGGGCACCACACCGCCGCAUCAACCAUCUGAGUCCAGAACACCUAUGAACGCCACACCGCAGCAUCCUCCUUAUGGGUCCCGAACACCCAUGGACACCACACCGGUUAGCCGAUAUGGAGUCAGGAAUCCGGCGCCGGAAGUGGCAGUGGAAGAGAAUUGGGAUGAUGAAGCAGGUUCUAAUUCGGAUCAGUUGAUUUAG
Messenger RNA from Acanthoscelides obtectus, 4228 nucleotides. Lineage: Eukaryota; Metazoa; Arthropoda; Insecta; Coleoptera; Chrysomelidae. The record is from the annotation of a GenBank genome assembly.